AUGAGCAGUGUUUCUGGAAUUUUCUUGCUCCUCCUGUUAGUGAAUAUAGUUUUUCUGACUGCAGCCAAAGCUGUGUUACCUGAAUUAAGCCCGGACACCUAUGCCACCAACCUGGCACCUGGAAAGAAUUCACUGUUGUACUUCAGCAACACUGAGUUUGCCAACAAUGUCAUUUUUCUGGAGGAGUUACAAAAAUCUGCUGGGGUUCUGGAGGACUAUGGGAUUUAUGUUGCCAAGGUUAAUUGUGUGAAAGAAGACACCAUCAAGUUCUGUUCAGAAGGAAAUGCAUACUUCUUCAGGGGGACGAAACUACUAAGGGAAUUCCCUACAGACACCCUGUUUGAUGUCAACGCUAUUGUCGCCAACGUUUUAUUUGUUUUGCUUUAUAAUAAAGUAAAAAUAUACUACCUCCAUACUGGAACUUCAGAACUUAGAAGAUGCCAUGAAAGGAAAGAAAAACAUUAUUUUUGUCUACGUCCAGGCAGUUGGAACACCAGAGCACCGGUCCGUGAUGGAAGCCGUUUUCAUACACGGGUCAGCGCACCAGUUUGUUCUGACUACAGAGUCCAGCUUAUUGAAGAGUAUGAGCACAGAGGAGCCCAGCCAGGUAUCAGCGAAGCUUUUCUUUAUCCAUUGUAAGUCUGUGACGAGCGUGAGCCAGAAAUGUCACCAGACUGUGAUGGAACAACCCCUAACAACCAUCAACAUCCACCGCUUUCUGAAAGUCAUGGGGCUUCCCUUGGUGGGCGAAGUUUCUGGAGAUCCGGAUAAAUUCACAAGUGUUCACCUCCAGCUCGGCCUUCCCGUUAUCUUCAUUGUGAGCCAGCAGGAGACAUAUGACUCUGAUUUGGAGACAGCAGAAGAAGUGGCCCGGCAACUUCUAGGGAAUGCCGGUGUUGCCAUUUUACUCAGGGAGAAGGUUGCUGUCCAAAUCCCUCCCGAUACUAAUGUGGGCAUAAAAAGAGCAGAAGAGAAUUCUCUAGUGAAAUACUUGAAGCUAGAGGACAUCCAGCAAAUUCGGAAUCUUCUACUUGUCACAACUAAUGACGAGGAAACGGAGAAAACUAAAGACAAUACCGCUGACCCCGAGAACCAGGAUGAUGAGGUAGCGGAAACCGUAUAUAGAGAUAGAAAUCGCAGCUUACCCCAGCAGCUGGUACCUUCCAUGACAGAUGAGACGUUCAAGAUGGUUCCACUCAGCCCUCGUCACACGGCCGUUCUCUUCUACAUGAGCUGGGAUCCUGUAUCAUUGUCAUUCUUGGAAUCAUUUGCAAACAUGGCAGUAAAAUAUAAAGACCUGCAGGAUGUGUCUUUGGCCAGAGUGAACUGCGCAGAUUGGACAGAUGUGUGCACUAAGGAGAAUAUUACCAUCAUUCCUGUGAUAAAGAUCUACCAGAUGGGACAGGAGCCAAUUUUGUACACGGGAAUGAUGGGAACGGAUGAAUUGGCCAACUUUCUCAUGCUGAUGACGCAGGAAUGCCCCCUGCAGCUGAAUACAGUGGAAGAAGCAGAAGAUUUUCUGAGUGAAAAGAUGCUGAAGAAAUCAUUACUGGAUGAUCACGUUUUAAUGCUGGGAAUAUUUACCCCGAACAUGAAAAAAGAAUCCGAUGAUUUUAUCUUUGCCGGAAAAGACCUCAGAGGUUUCGCAAGUGUGGGAAUUUACACUGGAGAGAAAACAUCUGCCCUGGCAGAGAAGUAUGACGUCCAUCCUCCAGCCGUUCUCUUUUCCAGGCAAGGUGUGCAGAAAGUCUAUGCUAUGUCCCUCCUCGACACUCCUCGCAGUGAGGUCCUUCCACUCCUAAGACGGGGAUUACUCGGAGAGUUUCCAGAGGUCAGAGUGGAGACCCUACCAUCACUCCUUCAGAGCCAGCGAGCCUUUCUUAUCCUCUUCUCAGAUGGCCCCCUCCAUCACGGCCAUGAGAAAACACAUUCUGAGCCUGGUGAGGGGGAAAUACUUGGAGCCAUAUUUGGCUUGCUGGUUAAAUCUCAAGGAAACUCCUGUGGCAUAUGAGAUCCUGAAGAAAUACUUUGGCCUGAUCCCACAUCUACCUGUGCUCAUCCUGGUUACCUUUGGUACACAAGGACAAGUGUUUGCACUCCCAGCAGAUCAGACCCUCACUGAAGUUAAUAUUUUAUAUUGGCUAGAAAUGGUGAAGGCUGGAGAGGAAGCACCAAUCUAUUCCUUAUCUAAUGAAGACUGGGGUCCUCCACUCCCAGACUACGAUUUCCUUGCCAUGAUGGAUGCCGCCGACCCUAGCUUUGCUGCUCAGAAAAUUCGAAUAAGCAUGAAGCCCCCGCAAACGUAGGAAGGCAGAACUGUCCAUCGAUGACGAAGGUGCAGGCGCCAAACGUCGGACGGGAAGAAAUUUGCGUGGAACCGUUCCAAGGUUCUUGGAGCUUGAAGAGGUUUCUGAGCAGCAUACAGAACUUUGA
Messenger RNA from Staurois parvus, 2433 nucleotides. The record is from the annotation of a GenBank genome assembly. Lineage: Eukaryota; Metazoa; Chordata; Amphibia; Anura; Ranidae.